Molecule: messenger RNA, 669 nt
Organism: Alternaria postmessia
Lineage: Eukaryota; Fungi; Ascomycota; Dothideomycetes; Pleosporales; Pleosporaceae
Exons: 2
Coding region: 1-669 (222 amino acids)
Biological process (GO): mRNA processing
Cellular component (GO): Prp19 complex; precatalytic spliceosome; catalytic step 2 spliceosome
Source: RefSeq, a predicted model, not a curated record
AUGCCACUCAUCCAGGAAUCCUACGACCAUCUCCCUUAUGUCGAUACGGAGCUCGAUGCUGGAAGCCUGGCUGCUGCCAGAGCCGUUAUCAACGCCGAUAUCAGGAGCGCCGGCGUAGAUACCUCAGACAUGCACCCAGCGCUUAUACCAGCAGCCGCAAAAUACACACCUACCUUUUCCGACUUCAUCGCACGCGAACAUGCCCGACUUGACGACCACCCUACUUCCAAGCUAUCGGGUGUCGAUCUGAAGCGCUACGAGGAUCUCGAUGCGCCCGAGAACACAACCCCUACCAGCGACGAGGAGAGGCCAGAGCUGCUACAAAGGUGGAACAAGGCGCUGAAGCAGGCCUACACAAGCUCCGAGUACGUCCAGGGCAGGCUGACACAACUGGGCCUGCUGGAGAAGUUUGGCAAGAAUGCGUGGCUAGUGGGCAACUCGCAGUUGGAGGACAUUCUGAAGGGCAUCGAGGCAGAGCUGGCGGAUCUGAGGAAGCAGCAAGAAGAGGCAGAGAUGUUGAGGCAGUCGCAGCAAAACAACGCAAGCGGUGAGAUCAAGACGCUUGAGGAGACAUGGAAGAAGGGCGUAGGCAGAGUGUUGGAGACCGAGGUUGCUGCCGAAGGUUUGAAGUUGCAGAUUCUUGAAAAGAGGAGGGCAGGCGCAGUUUGA